Amoebophrya sp. A25 is the source of this 6960-nucleotide messenger RNA. The record is from the annotation of a GenBank genome assembly. Lineage: Eukaryota; Dinophyceae; Syndiniales; Amoebophryaceae.
CUUUUAGUUUUACAUUUACUUUAUAGUGACAAUGGGAAUGGCUAGUAUGGCUCAUGAUUAAUUCAUCCGCGAGUGGCAAGAGCAACUUAAUUAUACCAAAAUGGACCGCCUGCUUCAGUCGAAGGCCGCCGAGCAUCCUCCAUCGGCAGCUAGCCUCUUGAGGCUAUUUCACGGCGCUUUAAAUGACGCCAAAAAUGCACAGUCGUGGUCAACGCAUACUUCAUCUCCGAAGGCCGUUGCAGAUCAGCUUGACGCAUUAUACUGGUGUUGGACGACGCUAACAUCAACUACUUCCGAAUCCGAAGAUACGAAUUCGACGGCUUCUGCUGUAGUUGGUGCAUUGCCCUUCGACAAAGCGAGUCAUUUGUGGUAUGCUGCAGUGGGACAAUGUGCGCAGCAGGUUGCACGGUACAGAAAAGGAGAGGGACAACGAGAUGAGAGCCAAUUAUCUGCUGCGACGUCGCACAAGAUGAUGAUAGAAACAUGCUGGCGCUUGUGGCUUGCUGCUGACACUAUGACGGAAUUAUGGCCUCUCAGCGCUAAGACGGCAGCUGGUUGUACCUGGGCCGAACUACAGCUUGUUGCACUCUGUAAGCUUGUGCAGGCUGACCUUGAAUUUGAUACAUCAUUGGAGAGCACAGUAAAAGAGGGCGUGCCACGGAGGAUCGAAGCACUAGUUCGUCUUUUUCAAGAGUCCCUGAGCUCGCGACAACAAAAUGAAGCAGAACAAAUAAAAGUAGUCUGGGGAAAAGUUAUGCGACCUCCAACUCUGUGGGCGGCACUGUUGAAACUUGCGCGGGCUGCACCUGCAGCUUCUUCCGAUCUUCAGGAGGGUGGCGAAAUAGAAGAUGCUAUGCGGAGUCAUGCAAGUGCCUGCUCAAAAAUCUCAUCACAACUAUGGGUAUCGUGUGCGCUUGCAGUCUAUGACGAGCCGUCCUGUGAGAAAACGCUGUGCUCCUGCUCUCCUUCUCAAGAAGCCAGAAAUCUCGCGUUAGUAGUGGAGACUCUACUUCUCGAAAGUAGAAGGGACGACCGACACAUCAAGAACCUCACUUCCGUCGUUUUUCGUUCCUGCUUGCAGCAUUGCCCACAGCAUGCGAUGAAAGUGCUGAAGGGCGCUUUUCAAGUAAUGCGAGUAGAAGAACUGCGCAACAAUACCACUACUAGCACAACAACUAGCACAACAACUACUGGCGGGCCAGAAGAAAGAACAAUAUUAGCAGGGAAGACAAUACUAGGUGCAAUCACGCAGAAGUCUGCUACCGAUGAGAACAUACCAAUGCUGGAGCGCUUCCCUCAUAGUUUUCUACUUCUUUGCUUGUACGCACUUGUGGAAAAAGCGGACGAAUUCGAUGAUCUGGUGAGUUGUUCUGAAGGGAAUCCCCGAAGAUGUGGCUUCGACUUCGAUUCAUCGACCACGGUUCUUCAAGAGGCUGCUGUUUUCCAUCGAGCGAUAGUCGCAUCAAACGGUAGCAGUUUGCGCAGUCGACUAAAACAUCAAGCCGCGGUUGUAAAGAACUUUCAUCAACUUGACGAGUCGAAUUUUGGCCUUCUCUUGGUCACCGACCUUGUUGUGGACUCAUUUCUUCAGCUCGCGGAGAAGUUUGAGAAGGACGCGUCUUCUUCGUCUCCACAAACACGGCGUAGUGGAAAGGAUGACACUAAAAUUAAGUUUAAGGCUCAAGAACUUUCAAUUAUGUUGGAGGUCAUUGGGGUUCGUUCCUCACUGGUGAGAUCGAAGAGGUGUUGACCCGUUGAGAGAACAGGGGAAAACGAAGGGAAAGGGGAGAGCUUUGAACGGGGUCUCUUCCGUACUGAGCUUUAAUAAAGCCAUCUCCUCAAUGUGUGCGCAACUGAGAGCCUCCGCUGUGGACCUUGCAGGAUUGUGCGUUCUCGCAAAUAAUGGCACCAAUUCGACUAGAAGCGCAGGUUCUCGAGAUCAGCGCUCUGUGCACCGUGCACUAUGUUCCUUCGCAAACGCAACAGUGCCGGAGACGUACGAUAACCGCGUCUGGUCAGCCGUUUUUCACAGGAUGAACCAAAUUGUGGAUGAUUAUUUGACUCGUGCAACAGGUCGUGCAAGUAGUACAAGUAGUGUUGCUGUAAUCUUCGAGAGGUUUCUCCGUGACUACAACGUGAUCAAUUGUAGCCAACAAUCGGUUGUCGAUGGUCGAGGUCCUCGACAAGAAGCACUUCUCGGCCAAGCUGCUCAGUUCAGUAUUACGGUUUCUCGGAGUUUGUUGCAUCAACGAACAAUUUCUGAAAAAGUAGAUGAGAAUAGGAAGAGGGAGGUGCAAGACUUGAUCGCUCUGCUAGAGAAAGUGGCAGAGAGGGCGGUACUCACACAGGGGAGCGAUGACGACCACGACGACGUUGCAAUCACGCUCACACGUCUAGUAUGCGAAUUGCGCAUCGAUGAAUCGUCGCAAUCAGAACCCGCCUCACUGGAGCGCGUUUUGGCAGACUUGGACGAAAUGUGGACUCGCCUUGAGAUCGCAACAGGCGAUCAAAAUCUUCAAACUUUACAUACAUCUCCAUUGUUUCGACUUGCUUGUGCGGAUGCGUAUCUUCGACUGAUGCGUAGGGCGAUGAAAUCUUCACCUUCUGAUACUAAUACUGGCACUGCUGCAAUAAACGCAAAUUCGAAAACGACUAUGAGAGGAGCAACAUUUUUGGUAUCCGCUACGACGCAGGUCUGUGGGGCAGUACGUGUUUUGCUGCAUCGGUCCUGCAGUUUGGCUGAGUGUCGUGCACUUAUCGAUGUUGCUGUUUCGCUGCUUGCUAUAGAUUUGAAGCAGUUUUUCUGCGAUAUUUCGUCGGAAGCGCCAGUAAAUCGUCUAACCAGCACGAUGCGUUUGGUACUGAGUUCAACCAUUUGCGCACACUCCCACCUCUUCCCUGGCGGAAAGCCGAGAACCAUACCACAGGACGAGCAGGCUUCAAAUUCAAUACUCGGCUCUACGACUUACGUGAUUUGUCGAGGUAACCUGCUAGUGGCGCAACUUGGCGGAAUAGGAAAUCGAGAAACAACCGCCCCGCUCUUAGAGCAAGCGUUUGUUCAUGUUCUCAGGACUGAUGAGUGCAGCCUGUCUUCAGGUUCGGCCGUAUCGACAGACAUGAAAGGCGACAACAGUGAACGUCUGUCGCGAAACCAAUUGGUUGAAACUGUCAAAGCAAUAGUAUCGCGUGUUGUUGACAACGUGCCCAGCUCCAGUUCCUCUUCUUCACCACUCCAGAUUGUCCCCAAGCGAGACCUCCGAGUUCUGACAGACGCUUUCAUAUCGAUAUCCCACGAGUUCUUGGAGCCGUAUGGUUUUUCUCGCGAUGCUGGCGCUGCCUCUUUGGCCGCGUCCUCACUCAUAGCGGAAAAAGUGGAACGCAAACGAGAGACUUGCAAAAUGAAACGAGCAGAAAAGACGAGGAACAUACGAGAUUCGCCGUCAUCUGAUUCAGAAAAACAAGCGGUCGCAGAGUGCCUGGCGACUGCCUUGCGCGCAUGGCGGCUGAUCAAUACUUCAGGUGUGCUAGAAAAUGAUGAUGCUGAUCAUGAGCAGACGGUUUCAUCCGGCAGCAAAUCCAUGCCUCUGUUGCAAACGAUAGCGGGGAUGAUCGAAACCAGCUUUCAAGCAGCGGAAAAUACCCCGAUGAACAUGACACCAGCGAUGCUCUCCCUUCACGUGGAGUUCGUGCGUGUAGCAUGUUGUGGUGUUCGACAGUCUUGUGCUUCUUCAUCUGUAGUCGCUCAGCCAUGGUUCAGGCAAAUAGCCGAACGUUUGUGGUGUUACUUUUGUAAAGAAGCCGCACCAUUUUCAGCACCAGCUUUAUCAGCUUCUGAACAGCAGAAGAUGGAGGAAACAGCGGACGUGCAGCAUGAUGUUGUUCAAACAAACGACAUACCAACUCCAAGAGGGACUCCACGCAAGAACGGUGCUGAGGAUAUAGCCACCGAGACCGAGGACAAGACUUCUAUUUCCAAUCGAGUAGCAGACCACCACGAGGACAGCUGCACCAAGGACGAUUCUUCGACGUUCCAGGAUAUUGCCGUCGUGCUCCGAGCGCUCGCCUGGUCCCAAAGGACGCCCUUCCCGUCACGUCUUGCAUUACUGCUGCACGCCGCCAAGCUUCUCGCAGGUACCACAAUCGUCCGAAAUCUCUCAGAACAUGCUGUUUUUGGCUGCGAAUUGCACUGGGAUAUCGCGCACUCCUAUCGACGGGCUGGUCUAGACCGUUGGGCGGAGCAUUGGCUUGACAGUGGUGCUCGUUUUGCAGAAAGAUUCUCUGGAUGCGAUGAAUGGGCAAAGCGUUUUCGUAGUGUUAGUUCUUGCAAGGAAGACCAAGAAAGGCGCAAUGUUGCAAAUGCACCAGUUGUAGAUGAAGACGCAGAUGCUCACCCGGACGAAGUGAACGAGACGUACUACACAAACGAAAAUCAGUGGUGUCUUCUUGGGGAUACGGCAGAAGCCUUCGACUUUAGCGACGAAAUCAAUAGAAUUCGAGGCGAUCUAGAGCGCGUAGAAACCACCCACCUUCAGAAGAUUGAAGCGAUUUUACUGGCGAAGGAAUCUAGAAAAGAGUCGGAUGCUGUUGAUGAUGAUACCAGCACCACUCCCCUCGAGAACACCGACCUCAAUGGCGACGUCGCGCCACCUCGAAAGCGACGGAAAAUAGAGGAGGGAAAAGACGAUGCGAUGCUGGUAGAUCACAGCCUAGGCACGACACUGCGACUCGCUCAGUCGCUUUGUCAAGCACUGACAACGGGUGACUUUCGCGAAGUCAAAAAAUCUGCAAAGUUGCUGUUGCAGUUUGUGGUGGAUCUGCGGGAUAGCCUUUGCCUUGGGACAUCAACGCCAAGUACUCGUUUCGCUGAAUCAACUACAGUUAAGGCUCAACUUUCAAUGGUCAUUGGAGUUGGUCACUGAGAUCGAAGAGGUGGCGACCCGUUGAGAGAACAGGGGAAAACGAAGGGAAAGGGGAGAGCUUUGAAGGGGGUCUCUUCCCUUCCGAGUCAGUGACCAAUGAAUGCUGAGCUUUAAUACAGGCCUCGAAGAUUUCGAAAACACAACCACGCGACUUAUCCAGCAGUUGGCUCCGCUGUGUGCUGCCUCCUGGGGCAGUUGGAUGCUGUAUGAAGUGCGAAGCUUGCAAGGGUUUCUGGCGAGUCGUGAGGUUCUGCCGACGUGGAGUGAGAUGGAAACUCUCCUUUUUCCUGAGCAGACGAGGAGUGACCAGCCUGACCAGGCUCCAUUACCACAGCCAGAGAUGCGAGUAAGAAGGGGUUCUUCUUAUGGUGGAGGUACAGGCAUCGCGGCAGAUGAUGCGAAUCAACAAGGAGCUAAAACUAUCAAAAGCGCUCCUGCCGACGAUGACGAUCUUCCGCUAGAAAACGUCGGCACGACAAAAGUUGCGUCUAGCGUCGGAGCAGAACGAGUUCCAUCCGUUUUCAUUCACGUUCUCAGCGAGCCGCAGCUGCGGUUAGACGAAGACGGGAGCAAUGAGAAGCUGCACACAAUGUUUUUCACCAGUUCUGCCGGUUUUUCUUGCCGCCUUCGGAAUGUUCCGGUGCAGCGGAUGAUGCACAGUCUCGCGGAGCUUCUGGACGAGAACCGUAGAGAUGUGAAACAAGUACAAAGAAGCAUUGCUGGUGAAGCCACAAGACAGGUAGACGAUAGUGUCAAACAACGAUUCUGGGAUCGACGGCAAGAAUUUGACGAACGGCUUCAGAAAUGGCUAGAGAAUUUCGAGGCAAUGACUUUGGGGCGAUUGAGGUGUAGCGAAAGGGAGGAACUUUUUGGAGGUUUCCUGCGAAAGACUGAAGAUGUCGAACAAGAAAUGGGGAUCAUGGGAGAGCAGUCUUCAGAAGACGCAACCUCUUUCAACAGAUCACCAGCGGUUUUGUUAUACCUCGACGCUGCGAUUACGAAUGCACCUGUUGAGCAUAUGCCAUUGCUGCGGGGUUUGCCUAUUGCAAGAGCACUGGCACCCAACAUGAUGGCCUCAGAAGAUGUGGAAAUAGUAGAGUAUCUUCAUACGAAAAAAAAGACCACGACGGAGGAUGAGGACCAAAGUGCGAGGUCUGCAAUUCUACUAGGGUCUUCAGCAACAGGAGGAGCUAAAAAAAACGAUAGAGCAGGCAAUAGUUCAGGUUUCUACGUUUUGAACCCGAAGAACGAUGCGGAAGUGCACGAUAAGAAGCUUCUUCCCGUUCUAAGGCGCCUGCAAUGGAGUGGCACAGUGGGAAAGGCACCGUCAAAGCGAAAACUUUUUGACCUCCUUUGUGAACGCGAUACCUUCCUUUUCUCAGGACACUAUGGCGGGGAGCAAUACGUGAACGCGGAACAGCUGGAGCUUGGACGGAGCAAGGGGCUGAAAAAGAUACGGGCUGUGGAUGAGAAGAAGAAGCCUCCUCUUUCUGAAGGAAAACAUGUUAGAGGAUUCGCUCGAGAAGGCACGGAUCAAGAUCCAAAUCGUGUGUGUGAGGAUGAUCGCAUCAAGAAAGCGAUGGUGCCCAUAUUGAAGGAACAUACCAUAUCAAAGGACGCGCUCGCAGCCUCCCUCUUGAUGGGCUGCUCUUCCACAAAGCAGUAUGCUGCGGGCUACGGUGAUGAAGGCUUCGGAACACAUGCCCAUUACCUCAUCGGAGGUGCGCCGGUUGUGGUUGGGUGUCUCUGGGAAGUCCUGGCAGGAGAAGUCGAUAAAUUCACGGCAAAUGUGUUGAAUGACUGGCACGAAGAUGAAAAACGCAGCUCCUCUAGUACAGCUUCAGGAGCAGCUUCCUUGUUGCGUUGUCUAGAAGGAAAUAGGCAGAAAUGUCGUCUACCGCAUCUCACGGGAUGUGCAGUGGUACAAUUUGGAUUGCCAAGAAGAACAACGAACUAAUAACUGCUUUCUGUGUCCUGUAGACUAAAAGUGGUGGAACUCCGGGCUUACUACCUGCGAUUUCAGCACUGGAUGAAGAUGCAU